UUCAGACCCAACUUCAUCGGGGUUUUUAAGCUUCCCCAAAUUUCCACAAUACGACGACGCUUCUCUCGCCGUCGCCGGCGACAAACACUUCCAUCUUGUAUAAGGUACAAUUUUCCGGAAAUAUUUUCAAGAGAGAGAGAUGAGCUUGUUUCAAAGAUGGGCUUACAUAGUAAAAGAAGCACUUGACAAAAGCUUUUCAGUUGCCAAAUUCUUCUGUGCAAUUCAUGUCACCAAUACCUACCUCUUCUCCACUGCUAUGGUCCAAGGUCCUAGCAUGCUCCCCACUUUCAACCUCAACGGUGAGAUUGUCCUACUUGACAGAAUCUCAACCCGUUAUGGCAAAGUGGGCCCCGGUGAUGUCAUCAUAGUCCGGUCACCUGAAAAUCCAAGAAAUGUUGUCACCAAGAGAAUUAUUGGCAUGGAAGGUGACAGUAUCACCUACAUUGUGGACCCCACACAUAGCGAUAGAACCGAAACCAUAGUUGUUCCAAAAGGACAUGUUUGGGUUGAAGGGGAUAACAUUUAUAAUACUUAUGAUUCAAGGAAUUUUGGACCUGUUCCUUAUGGACUUCUUCAAGGCAAGGUUUUUUGGAAGAUAUGGCCUACAAGUGCAUUUGGAUCAAUUGGGAGGAGACCACAAAUUGGUAACCCUGCCUUUAAGGUUGUGGAGCAGUGACACAUUUUUGACUUGUAAAAUGAUGAAAUCUUAUUGAACAAGGCAGUUUUUUUUUGUUUUGUUUUUUUUUUUUUUUUUUUUGAGCUACAAAUGGAACAUCAUUUGUUUGUCGUGGGGGCAUAUUUAUUUAUUAUAGCACUCUUCAUGUUUGGGAAUAAUACGAUUUGGGC
This is a messenger RNA of Lactuca virosa, 846 nucleotides long. Lineage: Eukaryota; Viridiplantae; Streptophyta; Magnoliopsida; Asterales; Asteraceae. The record is from the annotation of a GenBank genome assembly.